This is a messenger RNA of Sorghum bicolor (sorghum), 1176 nucleotides long. RefSeq lists its product as uncharacterized. Lineage: Eukaryota; Viridiplantae; Streptophyta; Magnoliopsida; Poales; Poaceae. The coding region runs from base 110 to 844 and encodes 244 amino acids. The record is from RefSeq and is a predicted model, not a curated record. The transcript has a single exon.
AAGAGUCGCAGAGCAGAGGAAACAAAGCGAGAGCGAGGUCGAGGUCGAAGGGCUGGUGCUACUCGAUCGUCGAUCGACUGACCUUUUGUGUUUUGAUCUCGGAUCUCCCAUGGCGGGUGCGGGUCUUGUUCCGCAGGCCAUUGUGCUCGCCCUCGGCGCCGGUGCGUUGGGCGGCGCCGACGCACUGCGCCUCCUGCUCCAGUUCGCGGGGCGGAUCAGCCCCGCCGUGGACCUCGCCAUCUGCAUCGUCGUCAUCAGCCUUCUCACCGCCCCGCUUCUCGGCACCAUGCUGCUGGCGCGCUUCGUCCGCAAGGCCGGCCCGGGCGGUGGCGGUGCCACUGCCACGCCGGCCACGGACCUCUUCGCCCGGAUGACCGCGACGGUGUCCGUCGGCGCCGCCCUCCUCGUCACCGCGUGCCUCCUCCUCCUCGUGCCCGGCGGCGCCGUCCGCCUCCCGAUCGACUUCGCCGUCGUCGUCAAGAACCUGGUCUUGGUCACCGCCGUCCUCGCCAUCUGCGCCGCCUUCGCCUUCGCCGCCGCCGGUUACCUUCCGGUUCCGGGCGCCGUGCAUCUGCGGGCCCGCCGCUUCUUCCGCAGGGCGGACAGCGUAGGCAGGCCCGCGCCUGCUGCGCCCGCCACGGCGAUCAAGAUCGUUGUGGUGUUCCUGGUCGCCGUGUCGUCGUCUCUCGUCGCGUCCGGCGGAUUUGACGCGCACGCGCGGCUCCUCGUUCCCGAAUUCCACUGGCGGCGGAGGCGCCGCAUGGUCACCAUGCCCGUCGGGGUCGCAGUCGUUACGGUCGCUGGCAUCACGCUUCUUGUCCGGUGCUCACGCAGGGGCGCGUAAUGCUGCCGGCGCCGCUGCUCGGACAAGCUCACGCCCGUGGCGUCGCCAUCGCCCAUCGUCACCGUCUCCUGCUGUCUCCUUGUCGCUGUCGCGUAUGGGCGGCCCGAACUCCAAUUGACCAUGCAUGUCUUGCUUACAGUAGUAGUAUGAUACCCGUGUAAUAUACUAUAUUAGUAUAUACGUACUCCGGUACGCUAGUAGCUUUCUAUUCAGGUACGCUAGUAUACUAGUACAGUAGUACCUCAGCAGCUUCUCGAGGACUUCGAUUUGACAAGAAUUGGGACUUGUUUAGUUUCCAAAAAAUUUUGCAAAAUUUUUCAGAUUCUCCGUCA